AUGAACAAAAUGAACCCAACCAAAAAGGAUCUUUACAUUAUUCGAUAAUAUAUACUUAAUGAAGAUUUGGAAUAGAAUCAUCUAAAAUUACUAGGUGGGUAUAUAAAUUAUGGUUAUUUUAAAGACAAAUUUAAUGAUUAACAAUUCAUUUGUUUAAAAUAUUUAAAAGACUCUAAAAUUUAGAAAUAGGCUUUGAAAUUCAAAGAAAAUUUGAGAACAUAACAGAUAAAAAAAUAAAGAUUUCAAAAAAAAAAAUAUAAUUAAAUAGAAGAAAAUUGA
Paramecium sonneborni is the source of this 279-nucleotide messenger RNA. The record is from the annotation of a GenBank genome assembly. Lineage: Eukaryota; Ciliophora; Oligohymenophorea; Peniculida; Parameciidae.